CGAGCUUGUAAAGUGGGAAGAGGAGGUGGUGAGGGGGGAAGAAGGGCGGGCACAAGCCUUUCCUCUAAGUCAAUAUUUUAUACUUUUGAUACUCCUUGACGCUGGAUUUCAGUCCUCUUUUCCCAGCCGUUUCUAGAUCUAGGACACCGAUCUACCGGGUGCUGCCAUCUACGGUGUGAUAAAAAAGUAUCCGGCAGAAGGCAAAAACAAACAGCGAGCCGGGGCAGGCAGAUAAUGGGAGUACAGUGAGCGCCGCGGCGGGGAACGAGUACAGUGGAUGAUCUGGGGGAUCUUUUUUACCCCAAAAGGGGGACGCACAGUACUCCAACGCCACACAAAGUGCUGACCUGUCUCGCGGAUGCAUGUUAGAAGACAAUCAGAGGAGCUCGGCCAGUGCAAAACGUCAAAUGGAUAUACCUGAAGACGCAGUAACUUCUCCUUCAUCCUCCACGACCAGCUCCACUUUUCCCCUGCAGGACACCGCUCUCUGAGAGGUGACCCCGCCGUUAACAUCUCCCACCCAACCCCCUGCAACACUAUGGUUAAAGUGUAUGCUGAGAUUAAUCUCUGUAACAUUAUCCGCCUCUCCACCCACCGCGCAUCUUCCUCAGGAAGUCAGCCGUCAAAACAAGAAAGUGCCCCUCUUUCGCCUGUGUGGGGACCGUCAACAUCUGUGAAGAGACACUGAGCGGAAGACUUUAUAAGCCUGGGGGCAAGUUGUGUCAACUUACCUGCACCUCUCCUUUCACAGUACAGCAGUAUGGCGCUAGGGAUGUUCACUAUUUCCUUAUGAUCACCGCUCCAUGCGCUUCACCUCUCCUCUGAGUUCAGUGCCCCCCCUCACCCUGUGCCGGACCCCGCACCAAACACCCCACCGCCUGCCAUGCUCCUCCAAGCCGUGUUUCUGCUGUUGCUGCGCUGCUUGGCCUCCACGCUGGGCCAGUACGAACUGUGCAAGUCGCUGGUGAGCACGGAUGAGGGCUCGGUGUGGGAGCAGUACGCGUGCCAGCCGAAAAGCACGUCCAUGAAAGACUACAUGCGGAUCAAGGUGGAUCCGCCCGGAAUCACUUGUGGAAACCCGCCCGAGAGGUUCUGCACUCUGGAGAACCCAUACCUGUGCAGUGACGAGUGUGAUGCCUCAAACCCAGACUUGGCCCACCCUCCUCAGCUGAUGCAGGACAAAGAACGCACAGGUCUCCUCACCUACUGGCAGACAGUCACAUGGAGACGCCACCCAGAGCCCCUGCUGGCCAACAUCACCAUGUCCUGGAACAAGAGUCUGGAACUCACAGACGACAUCCUGAUCACCUUUGAGUACGGCCGUCCUACUAUCAUGGUACUGGAUAAGUCCAUGGACCACGGACGCUCCUGGCAGCCCUACCAGUUCUACGCUGACGACUGCAUGGACGCCUUCAAAAUGCCACCCAAACGUGUGAGUGAACUCUCACCCACCAACGUCACGCGGGUCAUCUGCACCGAGCAGUACUCGCGCUGGGUCGGCUCCAAGAGCGACAAGAAUGUGAAGUUCGAGGUGCGGGCGCGCUUUGCUGUGUUUGCAGGACCACGGCUACAGAACAUGGACAACCUGUACACUCGCAUGGAAAGUAUGAAGGGAUUGAGGGACUUCUUCACCUUCACCAACCUUAGGAUGAGGCUUCUCAGGCCCGCUCUCGGAGGCACGUAUGUCCAGAGAGACAACCUGCUCAAGUACUUCUAUGCCAUCUCGAACAUCGAGGUACCUGCCAGGUGUAAAUGUAACCUCCACGCCUCCCAGUGCCUGCUGCAGGAUGGGAACCUCCAGUGCCAGUGUGAACACAACACCACCGGCCAGGAUUGCCAGCGGUGCAGGAAGGGCUUCAAAGCCAAGUCCUGGAAGGCUGGUUCCUACCUGCCAGCACCCAAUGGAACCCCCAACACCUGUACAAUUGCUGGCUCCCCCUCCGGUUCUAACACGAGAGCUCCACCAGCAGAAACCAGAGUUACAGACAGCUCAACCCCACUAACAGACAACGUGUUACACACCAGGGCUUUGUCUGAGCCUCCACUGGUACCCAUGGGAGAAUCUGACACACUUCUCGUUACAGCAGAGGUUCACCCUCCUUCAGCAUCCUCUGUGUCAGAGGAGUACCGAGUGUCCCUGACAUCAGAGGAGUUCACACCUUUAGAGACAAUCCCUGAACAUUCACAUCUGUCUCACCCAGCCCCAAAGGAGUCCACACAUCAUUCAGUUGUUGAUCAUCAUCAUCACCAUCGACAACCACUGACAAUACAGUCCGUCCUGACUCAUCUUCACCAUCAUACAAGCCUGCACGAAACUGAGGAAAAACACUCAGAGCCGAGGCAUAGUGAGCGAGGAGUCUCCCACAAGUCUGAGGGACACGUACAUGAGACUCAUGGCCACAAAACAUCCUCAUCUUGGCACAAGGAGGAGGAGAAAGAGGAGAAAGAAAGAAUAACUGAAAAGACAGGCCCCCACAAGUCCGACGAACACAUACAUGAGCGUCAUCGCCACAAAACAACAACCUCAUCUGAGCACUGGGAGGAAACAAAAGCGGAAGGGAAAGUUUCCCACACAUCUGAGGGACACGUACAUGAGACUCAUGGCCAUGUACAAGAGAGUCAUGGCCACGUACAAGAGACUCAUGGCCAUGUACAAGAGACUCAUGGCCACAAACAAGAGACUCAAGGCCACGUACAAGAGACUCAUGGCCACAUACUAGAGACUCGUGGACACGUACAAGAGACUCAUGGCAACGUACAAGAGACUCAUGGCAACGUACAAGAGACUCAUGGCCACGUACUAGAGACUCAUGGCCACGUACAAGAGACUCAUGGCCACGUACAAGAGACUCAUGGCCACGUACAAGAGACUCAUGGCCACGUACUAGAGACUCAUGGCCACGUACAAGAGACUCAUGGCCACGUACAAGAGACUCAUGGCCACGUACUAGAGACUCAUGGCCACGUACAAGAGACUCAUGGCCACAUACAAGAGACUCAUGGCCACGUACUAGAGACUCAUGGCCACGUACAAGAGACUCAUGGCCACGUACUAGAGACUCAUGGCCAUGUACAAGAGACUCAUGACCACAAACAAGAGACUCAUGGCAACGUACAAGAGACUGAUGGACACAAAACAACAACCUCAUCUGAGCAUGGGCAGAAAAGGGUGGAGGAGCAUAAAGUGCCGCACAAGUCCGAGAGACAAGUACAUGAGACACAUGGCUACAAAACCACAACCUCAUCUGGGCACGAGGAGAAAUGGGAGGAGAAGGAAAGAAAAGCUGAAAGGAAAGUCCCCCACAUGUCUGAGGGACACGUACAUGAAACUCAUGGCCACAAAACAACAACCUCAUCUGAGCACUGGGCGGAAAGGGAAAAGGAGGAGCAUAAAGAAAGAAAAGCUGAAAUGACAGUCUCCCACAAUUCUGAGGGAAAAAGACAUGAGAGUCAUGGCCACAAAACAACCUCAUCUGGACACGGGGAAGUUUCCCACAUAUCUAAGGAACACAGACAUGAGAUUCAUGGCCAUGUACAAGAGACUCAUGGCCACGUACAAGAGAUUUAUGGACACAUACAAGAGGCUCAUGGACACGUACAAGAGGCUCAUGGCCACGUACAAGAAACUCAUGGCCACGUACAAGAGACUCAUGACCACGUACAAGAGACUCAUGACCACGUACAAGAGAUUCAUGGCCGCGUAAAAGAGACUCACGGACCCGUAAAAGCGACUCACGGACCCGUAAAAGAGACUCAUGGCCACGUACAAGAUACUCAUGGCCACCUACAAGAGACUCACGGCCACCUACAAGAGACUCACGGCCACGUACAAGAGACUCACGGCCACAUACAAGAGACUCAUGACCACGUACAAGAGAUUCAUGGCCGCGUAAAAGAGACUCACGGACCCGUAAAAGCGACUCACGGACCCGUAAAAGAGACUCAUGGCCACGUACAAGAUACUCAUGGCCACCUACAAGAGACUCACGGCCACGUACAAGAGACUCACGGCCACGUAAAAGAGACUCACGGCCACGUACAAGAGACUCACGGCCACGUACAAGAGACCCAUGGCCACGUACAAGAGACUCAAGGCCAUGUACAAGAUACUCAUGGCCAUAUACAAGAGAUUCAUGGCCGCGUAAAAGAGACUCAUGGCCACGUACAAGAGACUCAUGGCCACGUACAAGAGACUCACGGCCACGUACAAGAGACUCACGGCCACGUACAAGAGACUCACGGCCACGUACAAGAGACUCAAGGCCAUGUACAAGAUACUCAUGGCCAUAUACAAGAGAUUCAUGGCCGCGUAAAAGAGACUCAUGGCCACGUACAAGAGACUCAUGGCCACGUACAAGAGACUCACGGCCAUGUACAAGAUACUCAUGGCCACGUACAAGAGACUCAAGGCCAUGUACAAGAUACUCAUGGCCAUAUACAAGAGAUUCAUGGCCACGUAAAAGAGACUCACGGCCGCAUAAAAGAGACUCACGGCCACGUACAAGAGACUCAUAGCCACGUACAAGAGACUCAUGGACCCGUACAUGAGAUUCAUGGCUACGAACAUGACACUCAUGGCCACAAAACAACCUUAUCGGAGCAUGGGGAGGAAAGAAAAUCGGAAAGCAAAGUUUCCCACAAGCCUGAGGGAAACGUGCAUGAGACUCAUGGCCACAAAACAUCAUCAUCUGGGCACAGGGAGGAGGAAAGAAAAGCAGAAAAGAAAGUCUCCCAUCAUUUUAUGGGACACUUACAUGAGACUCAUGGACACAAAACAACCUCAUCUGGGUAUGGAAAAGAGCAGCACAAAGAAAGAAAAUUGCAUCACAAACCUGAGUGGGAAAGAGGGAGUCAUGAGACCCCAAAACACACUUCAGGGAUAGAAGAUGAAGACAGACAAGAAAGAGAGAAACAGAAAGGGCUUCUGAAACUCUUGAUCUCAGGAGAGCCCCAGGCCAGACAGUUGUUUGGGAUCAUAUACGAUGAUUUCAGGGACUGUGAGUGCUAUGGCCACUCCAACCGCUGUAGCUACAUCGACUACCUGAACAUUGUCACAUGCGUCAGCUGCAAGCACAACACCAGAGGCCAGAACUGCCAACACUGCAGACUGGGAUACUUCCGCAACGCCUCUGCCGAACUGGAUGAUGAGAGCGUCUGCAUCGAGUGCAACUGCAAUCAGAUGGGUUCUGUUCAUGACCGGUGUAACGGCACAGGCUUCUGCCAGUGUAAAGAUGGGGCCACGGGGGCCAAGUGUGACGACUGUCUGCCAGGAUACUACUGGAAACAAGGCUGUUACACUAACAUUUGUGACGAGGAGAUGCUCCUGUGCCAGAACGGAGGAACAUGCUACCAGAGCCAGAAGUGCAUCUGUCCUCCAGAGUUUAAGGGGGUACUGUGCCAACACUCCCGCUGCGAUGCGGGCAAGGACUGCAACGCCGCCUCUUCCCUGCACCUUACCACAGCCACCCUGCUGCUCUGCACUCUGCUCGCCCACCUGCUGGCCACGUUAACUUCCCACUGAGCCACGAAAACCCCCUCACACCAAGAAGUGUGUGUAUAUGUGUGUGUACGUGAGCCGAGGGGUGACCCAGAGUGGGUAGGGCCGCCCCCAGUCGUGGACCCGACAAACACACACCGCAGCACCCGCAAAAGCGCACACACUUACAACACAAACUAGCCCCAAUUUCCUUUCAAACACGCAUAUAUAUCAUUACAUAUCCACACACACACACACACACACACACACACACACACACACACACAGGACUAUUAUGAUACUGAGUGUGUGCUCAGGUGUGAGAAGGACAAAGACAGAAAAAAGGGGAGCGACCUCAGAGAAAAAAAAGAUGCAGACGAAGGGGGACAAAUAAUACCAACCACUGUUCCCUUUAUUCCAGAGCUGGAGCAAUGUGCAUCAAACCAAAAAGUAUAAACAAAACACUUAAAUCACCACUGUUUCACUUCUAAGGGAAUGGCUGUUGUACCCACAAGGACCUUUUCUUUUGUUUUGUUUUCUUGGUUGAUUUAAGGAUCUCACCCCCGCUUGACUGACGGCCAAGGCGUGUGUGUGGUCAGACUCUGUGAGAAUACGAGACACGACGAACGAGACGGGAGGCGAAGUGCGCGUUUGAUCCUGCUGCUGAGGCCUACAUAGUAUAUUAACCAGGUUUCAUUUCUUCUCAAAAGAUGAGGCUUGAUUUUACAUUUAUUCUAUUUCUGCUGCAUUCUUUUAUUUUUUAUUAUAUCUUCAGUCAUUGUAUCUAACGUGCCCACUAACCACUAAGUCGCUGAGAUCAUACAUAUUAUAUAAUAUCCAGGGGGUUACAAAUUAUAAAAAGAUUUAGUCACUAUUAUGGUUGUUAUAGGAAUGAGUGAUUGCUGCCACACUUAGCGAGAUUUAAUCUUCACACAGUAUUCAGGAAGCAGAAUUUAACAGAAUUUAACUUAUCAGAAAUCUAAAAGAGAGAAAAGAUAUCGACCACGUAUCAAUAUUAUAUGACAUUAUUUGAAUAUUUUUUGUAGAAAUUAUUUUUGUUUGGAGUUACAAUAAAUUAUAAAAAAUGACAUUUACAACUAUUCCAAAUGAGCAUUUUAUUACACUGAGUGUAAACCUUGCAGUAAAUAUGACUGUUAUUUGC
This is a messenger RNA of Sander lucioperca (pikeperch), 6638 nucleotides long. Its product is annotated as netrin-G2. The record is from RefSeq and is a predicted model, not a curated record. The coding region runs from base 884 to 5521 and encodes 1545 amino acids. NCBI's taxonomy places the organism in Eukaryota, Metazoa, Chordata, Actinopteri, Perciformes, Percidae. The transcript has 20 exons.